AUGACACUGCUCUCUACGAAUCCAGCUUUGGAAGAGUCUCUUCCGACAACCACAACCGACCCGGACAGGCUGAAUACCGAACGCGACAAUGAUCUCUGUCUGAAUUUGCCCGCGUGGGUGGAACAACUCCGCGACGAUUGGGGCGAACCGCUGGGUGUCCCGGAAUGGGACGAUGUCGAUUCGUAUCGGCAAAAGAAUGGUUGGCAAGGACGGGAUUUGGUGCACGAUCAUCACGCUCCCGUCCGUGUCCUGGAAUAUUUUGUCCAGUAUGGAAGCGGCAUUAUUACCGAUAAUAAUACAUGCAUCUCUUCCAAAGGAGGUGUCGACACGACCUUGACGGGAAUUUGUCACUUUACACCGCGUGCCGAAAGUCACAAGGGAUUCUGUCAUGGUGGCAGCAUGACCGGUUUGAUGGACGAUGUCAUUGGAUGGUGUGCCUUUUUGACCACGGGCACAUGCCGACCUUGGACGGGAUUCACAGUGCAGGUCAAUACCAGCCUCAAAAAACCAAUUCGCGUCGAUAGCUUUUUACUGGUCAAAGCAAAAAUCACAAAAGUGGAACGACGAAAGGUCUCGGUGACGGCAGAACUCAUCGACCCGGCCAAUAAUAAAGUGCCGUGCAUGCCCUGGGAGAAGGAACUGGUCGUGCUCAACAAGGAGUUUUUGCCUGAACAACAACAACACCAGCCACGCACAAGGCAUAAAACAACAACUAUUUGA
Molecule: messenger RNA, 720 nt
Organism: Seminavis robusta
Lineage: Eukaryota; Bacillariophyta; Bacillariophyceae; Naviculales; Naviculaceae
Source: the annotation of a GenBank genome assembly